CAUUGCAGCAAGGGUAGCUGCCCGAACUGCUUCAUCCGAAACGCAAGAUGGCAGUCAGUCCUGCAAGUAGGUGCAUUCGCUGGGGCAUUUGUAGUGCAGGACAUAUUUCUAAUAGCUUUGCCAGUGCACUAGGAAGCAUGCCCCCAAUGGAACAUAAGGCAGUGGCAGUCGCUGCGAGAGAUCUCAGCCGUGCUCAAGACUUCGCAAAGUUACAUAAGAUCACUAAUGCUUAUGGUAGCUAUGAAGAAUUAGCCAAGGAUACAAAUGUUGAUGUAAUAUAUAUUGGCACUGCCACACAUGAACACUGCCGUCUGACUCUACUCAUGCUGAACCAUGGUAAACCAGUGUUAUGUGAGAAACCUUUGGCUUCCAACCUCAGAGAAGCCCAGGAGAUGAUAUCUCUGGCUAAAGAAAAGAAGCUGUUCUUAAUGGAGGGGUUCUGGACAAGAUUUUUCCCAGCAUCAUAUAAACUUAUGGACGAAAUUUCAAAAGGCACAAUAGGUGAAGUCAAACUCAUUGAAACAAUUGCUUGCAGGUGCUAUAAAGGAACUGUUCCUGAAAAGUUUGCAAGUCUAGAGUUGUCAGGAGGGGCAGUUACAAUGAUGGGUUGCUAUGGAAUCCAGUAUUGCUCUAUGAUCUUUGGGGAAAGACCUGUGAAAAUAGCUGCCAGUGGUCAUUUGCUGGACUCAGGUGCAGAUGGCCAAACUGUUGUAGUACUGACCUACAGCAAUGGCAGGACAGGGAUUGUCAAGGCAAUGAUUAAUGUAUCAACACCAAUGAACGUUACAGUAUAUGGAACAGAGGGGUCCAUGGAAAUAGGGCCCAUUCAGUGGUGCCCAGUGGAAGUUAAAACGCCAACAGAGACAUUCACUUUCCCAGUUCCAGACACUGCCACAGAAUUAAAGUCUCCAAAUAAGGGGGGUUUUCACUAUCAAGCCGAAGCAGUACGUCAGUGUCUUUUAAAGGGAGAGCUUGAGAACAGCACUAUGCCACAUGAACACAGUUUGUGGAACAUGGAAAUCUUGGAUGAAGUCAGACGUCAACUUGGUGUCCGUUUUCCUGCAGAUGACAAAUACUCUGUAGAUAAAUAAUGCUCGAGAAAAGUGCCAUCUACUUUACUUUUUUCAAUGCUUUAAAAAAGUAUGGUGGAAAAUGAGGUAUUAAAUGAUCAGCUAUAAGCCUCUAUGACACAUACUCCAACAAGACUAAGCCCAGGCCUGAAGGCUUUAUAUAUAUAUAUAUAUAUAUAUAUAUAUAUAUAUAUAUAUAUAUAUAUAUAUAUAUAUAUAUAUGGGUCAUGCAAACUUUCAUGAGGCCAAAAGGAGAGAUGAGAGAAACGACAUGAAAGAGACACUAUAUGUCUUGAAUUGGACAGAUAUCUCUAGCAUGCAAGAAGCUGUCAGGAUUGCAAGCCAGUUGACUGUAAAGCAGUUAUUAAAAAUAAUACUUUACUUGUUUUAACAAACUUUUUUCAUUUAACACAAACUGUGCGGAAAAGAGUGAGAUAUAUGGCUUUCAUGAGCCUAUGUUAUAUUGUUUACUUUUGUAUUUUAAGUAAGUUCACAAAAUUAUACAAAGUAUGAAUCUGACUAGUGAACUGAACCUAAUAUAAAUAAACUGCUACUUUUAUGUGUUAAAUAAACAUAUUUAAAUUUUGCCUUUCUUCAGUUUGAUCCAUGUAUUUUAUCUUACUUGAACACAUCAUGAAUUUUACUGUCACAAAGCAAACGGA
Lingula anatina is the source of this 1732-nucleotide messenger RNA. RefSeq names its product trans-1,2-dihydrobenzene-1,2-diol dehydrogenase. The record is from RefSeq and is a predicted model, not a curated record. Gene Ontology annotation, molecular function: nucleotide binding. NCBI's taxonomy places the organism in Eukaryota, Metazoa, Brachiopoda, Lingulata, Lingulida, Lingulidae.